GAAGGAAAUCACUGUGCAAAACAACAGUAGAGCUGAGAAGAGCUAGGAUCUGUGUGGUGGUUUCAGGAACUGCUUAUUCUUCAGGCUGGAGAGGACGAUGGUUGGGAAGGCCAGAUCCUCGAAUUUCACUUUGUCUGAAAAGCUUGAUUUGCUGAAACUUGUCAAGCCAUACGUUAAUAUUCUCGAGGAACACACCAACAAACAUUCAGUCAUAGUGGAAAAAAACAAAUGCUGGGACAUCAUAGCUGAUAACUACAAUGCCAUUGGAGUUGACCGCCCUCCUCGCACUGCCCAAGGCCUGCGCACACUAUACAAAAGGCUCAAGGAAUAUGCCAAGCAAGAACUUUUACAGCAAAAGGAGACCCUCUGUGACUACAAAGGCUACAUCUCUGAACCGACUAAGAAAGUUGUGGAAAUGAUCCCUCAGAUUUCCACUGUGUGUUUGAGAGAAAGGAAUAAUCUGCCAUGUGCUACCCUGGUAAAAGAAAUAGUUGCUACUACAAGUUCUCCUCAGCUAAUGUCGGAGCCCCAUCCUGCUGCCAUCACACUGGAACUGGAUCCAGAAGAAGAGGAUGUGAAGCCACCACCUUCACUAAUACUUGAAUUGCAAACACAGGAUAACUUGGAACAAAGAGAUCAGCAACAUAUGGUCCAUGUCAUGGAAAGAUCUCCAUCAACUUCUCUGUCUUCUGUGGAUAUAAGAAUGCUAUCUCCGUCGCCUAUCCCCAGGCGAGAUGAGUUUUUUAGGCUCGAAAGCGGAGAACGGUUUAGGCCAGCAUGUGGAGGGUAUGAUCCACAAAUGUUGCAAAUGCUAAAAGAAGAACAUCACAUAAUUUUGGAAAAUCAAAGGAAAAUUGGCCUCUAUAUCCAAGAAAAAAGGGAUGGGUUGAAAAGGAGACAGCAGCUGGAAGAAGAGCUUUUGAGAGCAAAAAUUAAAGUAGAAAAACUAAAGGCAAUACGAUUACGUCGUGAUCUUCCUGAAUUCAACAGUCUUUGAAUAUAAAGCAAUUCUUCUGCAUAAAACCGUGCUUAUUCUGUGUUUGAUUAGAAAAGAUCAGUUACUUUAUUUGGAUGGAUUGGAAGUGGGAGGACAAAAGAAUUGAUGGUUUUGUUUUUUUAAUUUCAUUUAUGUUUGCAAGAAAUCAAAAGACAUUUUCCACUGGUUUUCCCAAAUUUCAAGUCUCAAGGAAAACCUC
Notechis scutatus (mainland tiger snake) is the source of this 1196-nucleotide messenger RNA. It is a transcript of the gene FSBP, whose product is annotated as fibrinogen silencer binding protein. Gene Ontology annotation, cellular component: nucleus. The record is from RefSeq and is a predicted model, not a curated record. Lineage: Eukaryota; Metazoa; Chordata; Lepidosauria; Squamata; Elapidae.